This is a messenger RNA of Prorocentrum cordatum, 5208 nucleotides long. The record is from the annotation of a GenBank genome assembly. NCBI's taxonomy places the organism in Eukaryota, Dinophyceae, Prorocentrales, Prorocentraceae.
AUGCCGACCGGGGCAGCCAACGAGGUAGCCCGCAAGGCAGCCAACGAGACAGCCGACGAGGCAGCCAACGAGGCACCCCACCCGGAAGCCAACGGGGCAGCCGACGAGGCAGCCGACCAGGCAGCCAACGAGGCAGCCGACGAGGCAGCCAACCAGCCGCGGUGCUUCGCAAUGCGACACGGCGCCAAGCAUUGCGAGAACGGUUGCGACGAAGGGCGCGUGCACAAGUACUGGCGCGGGCACAUUGAGUCCCCUGCUGGGCACGGACAAGGCGGCUUCGUGAAGAAGCUUGAUGUUGGUUGUCCAGUGUCAGAGAUCUUCAUGGUGAACAAGUCCUUCGGCGUGCAUGCUCAGUGGGCGCAGCGGUGGGCCUGCCGCCUGUGCACGCACAGGGCGUCCUUCCUUGGAGAAGCCCAGAUCCUGCGGGCGUUGGAACCCGAAGUCGCCACGGAGACGUUGGAGCAAUCCUUGGAGUCCGCUUGGGUGCGGUACCAGUUGUGGCAGCGAUCUUCAGCGUGCGAGGGCGCGCGCGUUGCCCUGGCGGCUUCUGUGUUGGAGUUGCCCUUGGAGGACCUUCUGCAGAGCUGCGCUUCCUGGUACCGCCCUCUCAUGAAGGAGCGCCGACUCUGCGCGUGGCGGGCCAGUGGAGAUAGGCUGGACAUCGUCUGCGUUGACGGCAACGCGAAGCUGCACCGGCGUUCGUGCGGCGCGCCGUGCGCCGAGGCCGUGUGCCACGAAGCCCUAGACUUGCACUUGGUGCGUGGUUGCCCUGAGUCGCCUCUGCAGAAGGGGGUGCUCUGCCGCCGCCACCAGGAGCUCGCCGACCGCCCUGCCCUCGCCGGCGACAUUGAAGCACACCGCGUGAGGGCGCCCCUGUCCACUGGUGCAUUUCUUGACGUCGAAGUGCGCCUGGCCGGCUUCGGAAACUGGCAACCAGCUUGCACCGUCCCCGAUUCGACCGUGCAGGCGUAUUUCGCCCGGAACGCCGAGCAGGUCAUCCAAGAGCGCAAGCGCCAGCGUCAAGAGCGCAGGGACUUUCUCCGGCGGCAACCGCGCCUGGUCCUGGGCGACUGGGCUUCUGGGCACGCCAAGGCCAAGUGCUCCUGCAAGACGCACAAGGAGUCCGUCUCGGCCAUCCGCACGGCAAGUCGGUCGGCAGGGUUCCUAGCCGCAGUCUCAGAGAGUGGCGUGGUCGGUGCUCUUGAAGAGGUGAUCACUGCUGAGACGCUGUCCCAGCGCUACUGCUUUUUGGCCGACGUGGCCACUGCUGUUCCAGAGCUCAAGACGCUCGUGCACGACGACGCGUGCCAUGUGCGCUUGUUCGCCAAGGGCAGGGCGGAGGGCGCGCCGCCCGGCAGCUUGGCCGCUCGUCUUGGGCACUUCCGGUACAUCGUCGACCGGCCGCACAGCAAAGGGCACGUCGACGCCACGUGCAGGGCGGAGUGCUUCCCAGACGUGCCCGCGAAUGCUGCCGCCCUGGGUGACUUCCCAACGCCGAUAUGCGAGUCUGUCAACGCGCAGCUCUCGCCCUUGGCCCACACCGUCCACCACAUGAGGCGCUGGGUCUGUGAUUUCAUCGUGGGCGAAUGCGUGGACGUCCACAAUGAGUUGCGCGCCCGGGAAGCAGCGCGCGGGGCUGCCAGGGCGGCCCGGAAAGCGGCCCGGCAAGACCGCGCGCCUGCACCCCGCCUGGUGCCCGCGGGGAUUCCCGCCGCGGGCGCGCCGGCCGCGGGCGCGGCCCCGGGCGCGGCGCCGGCGGCCGCGGGCGCGGCCCCCGAGGCGACACACCCGCCCAUAGUGCGUCGCAAACUCAGGCCGGUGUGGGCGGCUGCCGCCGCUGACGGUGACAAAUUCUUUGAAUGCCAGGCGUUUUACAAAGGGCGCCCUGCGAACCCAAUGGCAUUCGCAUGCCCUGGGGCCCGGGUCAUCUUCGGCACGGAUACCGCCGCCGGAGUCGCGGUCUGCGCGGGGCGUGCGGAGCGCGGCUGCAAUGCCGAUGACGCGCAGCGCCUGGUGCGCGCGGUUCCGGCGCGCCUUCGAGACGAGCUGACCGCGUUUCUCGCCCCAGCUCUCUCGUUCGACGUCCUGCGCAUGAGCGCUGUCUUCGAUCUCCGCCCCUUGAAUUUGACGUGGCCCGCGCUGGAGGAGGCUCUGGGCGCGCAGCCCGUCAAGCAGAAUCAGGGCUUUCCGCGCUUCCGCGGCAGCGAUGUAAACGCGCGUCUGGACGCGCUCUGGCGCUGCUUCCUCGACGCUUUCCUGCGGGGCAUGGCCCCUGCUAGCCGGGCGCCCGAAAUUUCGGCCGCAGAGAUCCAGGCCAUGGCAGACGCCGUGAACGAUUACGUUGACGUGCAUUUCUCGGCGAGCGAGCACUUGCCCGCGGAGCUGCAGAAGUUGGUGCGCCCGCUCGAGGUGGCCACCGGCCAGGGCGCUCUGCCCGUGCUCGCCCUCACGGCGGCCGCGAUGGCUGGCGUCAACAAUGGCGCUAACAUCCAGCUCUGGAGCGCUGAUCCGACGCCGCUCUCCGCCAUGGUGCUGUACGGGGGCGACGCGCAGCAGGGGAAGAGCCGCAUCACCGCGGCGGUCGCGGCCAUGAUUGCUGCUGCCGACGAUGAGAUUGCAGCGGUGGUGCAGGAGCGCCUCGAUUCCGCGGCGCCGCCCGCGGGCGUUCCCCAGCGCGCGUGGGAGGACGCGAAGCCGACGAAGCUCACGGUGAAAACGAUCGGGAUGCAGGAUUUCACCCCCACGGAGCUCUUCGCCCGGUGCUCGGGGGACUGGGAUCAGAUCCAGGAAGUCAAGGAACUUGAUGUACUCUCAGGUUGGGCGCCCCGCGCCUGGUACAGCACGAUGGUGAACCUGGACGAGGCCUACAGCUUCCUUGGCCAGCUCGGCCUCGCCGCCACCGACGCCCGCGGCGGGGCUGCCAGGGGCACCGCGCCGUCCCAACACGCUUCGACGCUGAACACCCUCAUUGGCACGGGCAAGCUUCAGCGUGACACGAGGACCAGUGGGUCGUAUGGCAGCGUUGGGUCCCCUGCCGUCAACGUGGCCAUCAUCGGCAAUUGGCAUUGGAAAAUGUUGAUGGCCGUGGAGAGAGGGCACGUCGGCAACCACGUGGCGGCCACGAAAGAGCGGAGCAUUUACUGCGCCGGCCCGGCCGCCAAGCGCCACGAGCCCCUCCCCGCUGACUUCGAGAUGCCGCGAGAUGAGAACGGGGUCGCUUACCCCCGCUGGACGUGGUUGCCAUUGACGGCAAGAUUGGCGGACAGCUUCGGCUGGAGCCACUACUACCAGGAGCCCGACGAAGCCGAGCGGGACUUGGAGGCUGGGCCCCUGGACGAGGCCGAGGGCGCGGCCCCCCCCGCGGUCCCGGGCUCCGGGACGCAGCUCGCCGCGUCGUUCGUGGGGCCCGAGCAGGGGUACAGCAUCAACCUGCCGGACGGCGUGGAGGUGCGCCUGCGGUAUCGGUACGACGCUGGCACUCUGCAGACGCAGUAUCGGAUUUCUGCGAGGUGGAUGUUGCCAUCGCCGUACACGGCGCUGGUUCCUGGGGUCCGGCGCGUCAUCGGCUUCUUCAAGACCAGGCCGCACUUUACGAUCCCGUUCGAGCCGACGGCGCGCGAACACCUCCUCGGAGCGCAGCUCGAGCAGAGCCUCCUCGCCAGCGCGUCCCGCGGGGAGGAUGGUCCUGGCGAGGCCCAGCACGGGGCGGCGGCUGGCCAGAUUGGGGUCUGGGCAGGCCUUCUGCGCAUCUUGCGCAUGGCAGCCGCCGACGCAGACCCCGAUCCAGCGACGUUCGCCAUCACCACGGACGAUGUGGACUUGAGCACGCGCAUCGUGCAGAUCAGUCUGCAGAUCAAGAAGCUCGCGCGCCAGACCGCUGACCUGGUCGGCCCGCCGGACGACCAGCGCGACGCCGCGGGUGCCGUGCGACGCCCCGUUCGCGGGGAUUACGACCGCCGCCGUUUCGCGCCCGCUUACUUGUCGCAGGCAGGCGGCGAGGGCGGCGUCGGGGGGAGUCCGGCCGCGGCCGCGGAAAUUGCGGACGCCGCGGGGGCUGCUGGCGGCGGUGCCGCGGAGGCGCCCGCGGAGCUAUCGCCCGAGGCAGAAGCGGCGGCGCCGGGGGACGCCGCUGGCCACGCCGCGGCGGAGGAGGCCGCUCCGACCGCCGUGCCCUCGGACCAGGCCGACAUCGGCUCGCUUGCGCCUCCCGCCGCCGCCGGCCAGGCCGCGGCGGUUGCGCUGCCGGCCGCGGCGAGCGCGGCGCCCCCCGGCCGGGCCGAGGGGGCGCCUGCGGUCUCCCAGUGGAUGGACCUGGCGGACCUGGAGCCCAUGGAGGCGUUCUUCAAGGUGGGCAUGGGAGAGAACGGUGCCAUGUUGAUUCGCCCGGACGAGGACGGCAAGACCAUCAUCACCGACAGGCACUACGUGCAGCGCUUGUUCCUGCUGGGUGCCGACUCUCUCACCGUGCCCCAGAUAGCGGAGCGCCUGCGCGUCCAUUUGCCCGACCCGCCCGCGCCGCCCGCGCCGCGCGGCGGCGCCGCCAGCCGCGGGGGCACGGUCAAGAAGACCAAGAACCGAUGGUGCGUGCCGACGGCCGAGCUCCGCUCUUUGAUGCUCGCAUUGGCCGCGGAUUUCCCAAGGAUCUGCACUUUCGUCAACGACGUCGUGGCAUUUCGGGAUUUUCCCGAGGAGGUCGAGGGGCAGGUCAAAAUGCACGCCCAGUUCAUGAAGUGCGCGGGGGUUACGCUCCACGAGGUGUCGGAGGCGCGGGUGCAGUUCCUGAAGAAUCAGGGAAGCGCCGAGGGGCGCAGAAGGCUGCUGCAGCGCGUUGCAGUGCGAGCGGGCCAGCAGGUGAAGUUGCGCAAACACCUCAAGUUGAUGGACGUCUACGGCUGGCUCGGAGGCGAUUCGAUUCUUAUAGGUGAGGAGAUCCCGCGGACGUUGCCUACGCGACUGACGACGUCUCCAGAGAUCCACGAGCUGGUGAAGAUCUACUUCCAGAAGCCGAAGGUGAAGGAUUCUCAAUUCGAGGGCGAGGAGGCUGAGUCUACCAUGACAAAGGUUGCUGGCCACUGGGUCAAAGGUUCGGGUUCCAAGGAGCCCUUGAAGCACUACACGCCGACCAUGUGCGCGGCGAUUGCCGACAUCGUUACCUUCGCGAAGGAGAUCAAGGUGGUGCCAGUGGUCGACGUGUCCGAUGAGGUAUGA